AUGUCGUCCCCUACCGCCCCAGGGUCAACGGAAUACCCGUUCGCGCCAUCGCCAGACAUAUUACGCACGCACGAAAAGGACGCAUAUAUGAUCAGCCAGGUAUCCUCGGAAGCAUCAACGAUUCUGCGAGCGCUUCUGGGCGCCAGGGUAGCGCACAAAUACUCGACCACGACGAACCAUCUGAGCGAGCUUCUGUAUCUCUGCCUGACCACGCUGCUGGGCAACCGGACGUUGGGCGAGGAGUACUGCGACGUGAUCCAAGUAGAGGCCGACACGCUGCGGCUGGCGGGCCUGGGUCGAAGGGUCGGUUAUAUUGCCAGCGUGGUGUUUGCGCCGUGGGCGCUGGGAAAGACAUUGCCCGCGCUGCGGAGGAGGCUGAGGAGCAAAUUGGAGGGAAAUAUCGAAUACGCCGAGAAGCAAGCGGCAACGACGACAACGAAGAAAAAGAGAAAUACCAGAAGCAUUCAAAUCCAAAAAUACAUCCUAAACCAACUAGAUACUCUGACGUCGCCGAACCCGGUUUACGCCCUCAGCCUGGCCACGUUUUACUUCACGGGAGCAUACUACCAUAUCUCCAAACGGCUGUUCGGGCUACGGUACAUUUUCACCAAGCAGAUCAAACCGGACGAGCAGCGAGUUGGAUACGAGGUUCUGGGGGUCCUGCUUGUGCUGCAGAUCGCUGUCCAGACGGCGCUGCAUGUUCGUGAGACGUACCUGGAAGCCAGGGGUGCUGGUGCCGGUGCCAUGUUGAGUAGUUCUACACCUGGCAGCAGCGGCUUCGGCGGCCAUAACUUGAAUGGCGUAGAGAGUGGCGCCGGCCUCACCGCACCGCCUCUCUAUGUUGGACACGGCAUCGAAGUGCCGGUUCUGCCCCAGUCGCAUUCAGCAUCAGACGAUUCGCCAUCCCACACACAAGCACAGAUCCUCUCAAACACUGACUCUGACAUCGAUAUCGACACUCCUCCACACUUCCCACCUGGCCUUGCAGCCACGACAUCGACCCCGAUCCUGGACAACGGACGAGCCCGCUACGACUUGAACGACCCAGACCUCAUAGCCUGGAUCUCCGACAGCCAGCAGCGGAAAUGCACACUGUGUCUGGAACCGCUGCGCGACCCUAGCGCCACGACGUGCGGCCAUGUCUUUUGCUGGACCUGCGUGCAGGACUGGGUCAAGGAGAAGACCGAGUGUCCACUGUGCAGACAGAGCGUGCUGCCGCAGAAGAUCCUGCCUUUACGCUCACCCUUGGCGUUACGGUAG
Capronia epimyces CBS 606.96 is the source of this 1260-nucleotide messenger RNA. RefSeq lists its product as uncharacterized. Gene Ontology annotation, molecular function: zinc ion binding. The coding region runs from base 1 to 1260 and encodes 419 amino acids. The transcript has a single exon. Lineage: Eukaryota; Fungi; Ascomycota; Eurotiomycetes; Chaetothyriales; Herpotrichiellaceae. The record is from RefSeq and is a predicted model, not a curated record. Gene Ontology annotation, cellular component: peroxisomal membrane. Gene Ontology annotation, biological process: protein import into peroxisome matrix.